Molecule: messenger RNA, 2230 nt
Organism: Cokeromyces recurvatus
Lineage: Eukaryota; Fungi; Mucoromycota; Mucoromycetes; Mucorales; Mucoraceae
Exons: 9
Coding region: 103-2085 (660 amino acids)
Biological process (GO): signal transduction; regulation of GTPase activity
Cellular component (GO): cytoplasm
Source: RefSeq, a predicted model, not a curated record
UUAUUAUUAUUAUUAUUAUUAUUAUUAUUAUUAUUAUUAUUAUUGUCUAUUUAUUUUAACCGACUUAUCCAAAGUUAAAAAGAACUGUUUACUUGACUUUACAUGAUGGAUAAUAAUUUUACAAAAAGUCUAAAUCCAAGUCAAGAAGAAGAGAUAACAAGCAUUGAUGCUCAACUUGAACAUGUAAAUAAAAUAUUAAAAUGGACAAUAGCAGAUUUGGAAAAGUUUAUUAAUACAAUUAAAGCAAGAAUUUCUGCAGAAGAGACUUAUCUUAUUGCACUAGUCAAAAUUGUAAAACUAAAUAAUUAUGGAACAACAAUGUCAGAGAAUAAUUCGAGUCAAAAUCAUAACAAUUUGAAUGUUAAUUCAGGACCAAUAACAGAAAAUAGUACAACUUUUGAAAAUUAUUUUACGACUUUUCAAAAGGCAACAUCUCAAUAUGAAACAUCGAUAGAAAAGACAAUUGAAAUACGACGUGGAUUCAUUUCAUGUUUAAAGAACCAAGUAGAAUUAUUAACAAAAGUAAAAGAAUCACAUGAACAAAGGAGAAAGAAAGUGAAAGCUGUACUUUCAGAAAAGAAUACAAAUUACAUCAAUUUUCGUACACGCGAUAUUAUCAAGUUACAUAGAGCCUAUUUUAAUAAAUGUACCGAAUACGCAAACCUUCAACAACAAACUUUAAUAUCUUCACAUGAAGAAAUGAUGAAUGAUCAACAUCAUUUAUCUCCACAAAUGAUGAGAAUAUCUUCAGAUGAAACCCGAUUAUCCAUUGAUAGUAUACGAGAUGAUCAUUCCAUUUCUUCUCAUGAAACAACAUCAUCACCGUCUUAUAAAAAGAACAGUAUGUCAGGUUUUAUUACUCAAAUGAGAUCACAACUUGCAAAUGCAGCAGCAGCAGGAGAUCCUUCUAAAUUAGCAGCAAGACUUGCAAAAUUAAAGAAAGAUAUAAAUGAAACAGAUAAUGAAUAUAGACACGGUAUUAGAAUAUUAGAAUUUUUACGUAAAAAACAAAUUGAAACAGCCAUUCAUGCAAUGAGACAUGUCGAAGCAAUAUUACUAGGAAAAAUAGACGUUGUGAAAGGUGUGAUGAUAAUGAUUCAUAAACAAGAAGAGGACAUAUUAUUGAAUGAAAUUAAAUUGGUUAAAGAUACCUUGAAUACUGCACAAGAUAUAGACGGUAAAAAGGAUACAGGACAAUUUCUAAUAGAAUAUGAUAAACUAGGAUUUAUAAAACCAAGACAAAUAUAUUACGAUAAUUAUUAUUAUGGACGUUGCAAAGAUAUUCUAUUUGGAUCUAAUCUAAAUGAAUAUGCGUUAGAACAUAAUCGUACUGUACCUUUAUUAGUCACUAAAUGUAUUCAAUCAGUAGAGACACAAGGUGGCUUAGAAAGAGAAGGCAUAUAUCGAGUGUCGGGUAGACAAAGCAGUAUCGAUCAAUUAAAAAAUGAAUUUGAAAAGGAUGAAGAAGCAGUCGAUUUAGAUUCAAAGGAUGUAUUUACUGUGGCAUCUGUGUUGAAGAUCUAUUUGCGUGAAUUAAAACAACCUUUAUUUAGUCUAACAAUGAAAGAAAGGAUAGAAUAUUCAACUAUUCAAGAUAGUCAGCAACGUAGAAACAUACUUCAAACUAAAUUAGCUGAAUUAUCCAGUCCACAAAGAGAUACACUUUCAGUCGUUAUUGCCCAUUUAGCAAAAGUUGAAAAGUACUCUCAUGUCAAUAAAAUGACAAUGAAAAAUCUAUCCUUUAUAUUUACACCAGCCUUAUUUCAUGAUCAUAAUCAAGCUGAAAAUGCAGGUGAAUGGUACGCUGAUAAGGUCAUAGAUGAUUUGAUACUUCAACAUGAGACUUUAUUUGUGGAUGCAGAAAACCAAUCAAAGGAACAAGCUACUAUGAUGGCCAAUCAAAUACCUCCUUCAUCUGGAAGUGUUCUUAGUUUACCGUUUUCAAUCGUAGGUAAUAAUAUCGUACGUAGACAAUCAUCUCUCUCUACUCAUACUACUUCAAAUCAUCAUGGUGAAGUGACUAGACGACCUAGUUUGUUAAAAUCAUCCUCUUCCAACAUACCACCAAAUACGCAUCAUAUAUAAUUAAUGUAAUAUUUAUUAACGCUACUACUUCAUACACACCUAUACGUAGAUGUAUAUCUAUUCUAUUUCAUUCGUAUACACAUCUAUUUUGUUUCAUAAUAAAAAAGACAUCACAACAUAUUAUAUAAUAAAUAGCAUACCGUAG